This is a messenger RNA of Penicillium brevicompactum, 888 nucleotides long. RefSeq names its product endonuclease/exonuclease/phosphatase family protein. The transcript has a single exon. Gene Ontology annotation, molecular function: 3'-5'-RNA exonuclease activity. The record is from RefSeq and is a predicted model, not a curated record. NCBI's taxonomy places the organism in Eukaryota, Fungi, Ascomycota, Eurotiomycetes, Eurotiales, Aspergillaceae. Bases 1 to 888 code for a protein of 295 amino acids.
AUGAUGACCCAAGUGCUUCCCAUCCGGGUUCUGACCCACAAUAUUCGAUAUGCUACCACAUCGCCCUUCAAGGGCGAGCAGCCUUGGGCUCAGCGGAAACAAUUACUUCUGAAUGAGCUACAAUACGAAACCAGACAUUGCCAAGAGUCUUUUGUCUGUCUGCAGGAGGUACUGCAUACCCAACUGGGUGAACUGCUGGCUGGAUUGAACCAGGGAUCAGAGCCCGAAGCUCCCGAGUGGGACUAUAUCGGGGUGGGCAGAGACGACGGCCAUCAGUCUGGGGAGUACUCUCCUAUUUUUUACCGACCAGCGAUUUGGGAAUUGAUAGAAUGGGAGACGGUGUGGCUUUCCAGCACACCCGAAAGGCCGUCCAAGAGCUGGGAUGCGGCCUCUAUUCGCAUUGUCACCAUUGGUGUUUUCAUCCAUCGACAAACCCAAAGUACGAUCCUUGUUUUGAAUACCCAUCUUGAUGACCAGGGAUCCCAAUCCCGCUUAGAAGCUGCACGUAUCAUACUGGGGAAGAUUUCCGAAUGGAGGGGAAGAACGUAUGAUCAUGACGGCCUGACAAGGUGCAUUUCGGGCACCUUCUUAACCGGUGACUUCAACAGCGAGGAGAAUCAAGAAGCUUACCAAGAGUUGACGGGAAGGUUGCUUGACGCGUACAAGGAGGUUGAACGCGUGAAUCGAUAUGGUAACUACAUUACUUGGACUGGGUUUGGAUACGAGGAUGAGCCGCCUUCGCGCAUCGACUAUGUUCUGGUGGAUCCUACCGUCCAUGAAACCCGGAGAUUUAAAGUGAAUGGCUAUGCAGUCCUAGGAAACAAGUUUGACGAUGGGGUUUACUGCUCAGAUCACCGUGCUGUGGUGGUGGACUUGAUCCUCCGAUGA